Messenger RNA from Aspergillus puulaauensis, 759 nucleotides. RefSeq lists its product as uncharacterized. Bases 1 to 759 code for a protein of 252 amino acids. The transcript has a single exon. The record is from RefSeq and is a predicted model, not a curated record. Lineage: Eukaryota; Fungi; Ascomycota; Eurotiomycetes; Eurotiales; Aspergillaceae.
AUGACUUCCAACUUUCCAGAGACCAAUCCAUUUCGUACCAACGACGUCAAAUCGUCAGACGUUGAUAUGCGACCAUCCACCCCCUCGUCAAGGAGCUCAGCCUCCGAGCAUCCUCAAAGCAUUGGCCUCGAGGCGUCGUCGCGUUUAUACCACAUCUACCAUAGCGCCAUUCGGUAUGAUUACCGCGUGAUGGACGCUCAUAAAAGCCAGCUCUAUUUCGUUUACAAUUCUCACCUAACACCAAAAAAGGCGGAUAUCACGUUCCAUGCUGGUGAGGACAGCAAAGCGCCCGUAGCAGGCGUCUGCAAGUUCAUCAAAUUUACACGGCAAUUCAAAGUCGGCUUAGGAGACCCGGACCGUGCGGGAGACAUGGUCUGGGAAGAUCUUCAAGGCCAAAACUUCACCAAGUCCAAGUACCGUUGGCCAAUGUCUGUUCCUUCGCCCAACGGUGGGCUUGAACGGCGAUGGUUCCUCUGGACGAGAACUCAUUCUCAGGUCGUGGAGGGCGAGUCAUCGUCGCUCUUUAGCUUUCGCAACUUCAAGCUUGUUGACGAGCUGACCGGGCAGAUUGUGGCCAUCUUUACGAGCAAUACCUUCAAGAGCAUUCGGAAAAAUGGCAAACUCCAGGUGGUUGGUGAAUACGGGCCUGACUUCGACCUCAUGGUUCUCAUCACCAUUCUCGCUAUCUAUGAAAAGACCCGACGCAGAAGGGCGGCCAAGGGAGGUGGUGGUGGCGGCGGAGGCGGCGACGGCGGCUAA